AUGUCAUGUCAAUGAACGCCAUAACCAUUGUUAUUUCGGUUCUGCUGUAAGUUUAUCAAGAAAAUAUUGUACAGCAUUUAGAAAGUACGUAAAAAUGAGUGAAUUAGUUUGGGGAAUCAAAAACGGCGACAUAGACCAAGUCAAAGACAUAGUCGAAAAUAAGAAUAUAGAUGUCAAUGCCUUAAUUGAUGGAAGAGUUCCUCUACACUAUGCUGCGGAUUAUGGUCAAACAGCUGUAUUAAACUAUCUCCUGGACAAGGGUGCAGAUCCGAAUAUGGUUGAUAAGCAUGGCAUCUCAGUGCUGUUGGCAGCUAUAUGGGAAGGCCACACAGACUGUGUCAAGACACUGCUCAAAAAUGGUGCGUCUAAAAACGGAAAAACCCCAGAUGGAACACCAUAUCUUGAAGCUGCUGAAAAAGAAGAAAUAAAAGAACUUCUCACAUAGAAUGUAUAUGUAAUCAGAACUGUAAUAAGCAAUCGCUCACGUUUUUGAUUUGAUGCUAAGGAAAAAUCACUAAGAUCAAACAAUAAAUUAAUCUAUUAUAAAAUAU
Messenger RNA from Trichoplusia ni (cabbage looper), 551 nucleotides. Its product is annotated as myotrophin-like. Lineage: Eukaryota; Metazoa; Arthropoda; Insecta; Lepidoptera; Noctuidae. Gene Ontology annotation, biological process: regulation of barbed-end actin filament capping. The record is from RefSeq and is a predicted model, not a curated record. Gene Ontology annotation, molecular function: protein binding. Gene Ontology annotation, cellular component: nucleus; cytoplasm.